Molecule: messenger RNA, 406 nt
Organism: Musca vetustissima
Lineage: Eukaryota; Metazoa; Arthropoda; Insecta; Diptera; Muscidae
Gene: COX7B
Exons: 3
Coding region: 100-369 (89 amino acids)
Source: RefSeq, a predicted model, not a curated record
UCCACACACCAGGCAAGUUGCAAAUAUUUCCAGAAGAAAAGAAAAAAACUAAUAAUUUGUUUUUAUUUCUUAAUUUUAGCGCUGAAAAAUUGAAGAAAAAUGUUGGCUAAACACAUUGUCAAACAAGGUCUCCUUUUGAGAAAUGCUGGUGCCUUGUCCCGUGCAUCCUACCACGGUAGUGGCGUUAAAGUAACCAUGGAUGAUUUGCCCGUGCCACAAGGUGACUGGAAGGAACACCACACCCGCCAAAACUCCAAAUACAAUGCUGUCUUGGCCGCUGGUAUUGCUGCUUUGGUUGGCACCAUUGCCUUGGUUAAAACUACCGGCAUCAUUCACUUGAACUACAGCCCCCCAGAAUCUACCGAUUAAAUAAUUUUAUUGUAAAGUUAUGUGUGUUUAAAUAGUA